AUGGCAACCAACUCUUCAGAUAAGAUAUAUAACCCAUCUGAUCAUCGACAAAGUUUGACCAAUUCCUCGGACCUUGAUGACCAUCUGCAGAGCUCUACCAGAUCCUCUGAAAUUUUUGAUCAUCAGCAAAGUUUUAGCAGUUCCUCAGAUUUUGGCAAUCAUCAUCAACAUUCUACCAGUUCCUUUCAUCCUUUCUCUUGUCCCCAAUGCGGUCAGUGUUUUUCUUGGCAGUCUGAAUUGGCCAUUCAUAGUAAAAUUCACUCAGGAGAGAAACAAUUUGAAUGCCCAGACUGCGGAAAGUGUUUUGGCAUUGAGGCCAGUCUGGUGAAUCACAUGAGGCUUCAUAAUGGUGACAGGCCGUUUGUCUGUGCUGAAUGUGGUAAAUGUUUCAACCGGCGAGGAACGCUGGUCCGUCACAUGCAGAGCCACACAGGCGAUAGACCAUUUGAGUGCUUGGAGUGUGAAAGGAAAUUCAGUCGGUGGUCUACACUUGUUUCCCAUUUCCAAGUUCAUACUGGAGAACGGCAUUCUGCGUCUUCUGAGUGUGGUAAGGGUUUCAAGAGUAAAACUAACUUCACCGUCCAUCUCAGGAGCCAUACAGGCCAAAAGCCAUUUGUUUGCUCCGAAUGUGGCAAAGGCUUUACCCGGAAAUCAGACUUGGAGAACCACGAGAGAGUCCACACGGGAGUCAAACCCUUUUCUUGCGCUGACUGCGGGAGAUGUUUCAGCCAGCGCACUAAUCUUGACCGCCAUCAAGCCGUCCAUAUGCAAGAUAAACCUUUUACCUGCUCAGUUUGUGGGAAAGGCUGUAAGUUGCGUUCAACGCUCAUGAUCCACCAAAGGAUGCACAUGCGGGAGCAACAAUUCUCCUGCUCCGACUGUGACGAAGUGUUCCCUGAUCUCUCCGGCCUUGUUGGACAUGUGACCCGCCAUGCAGGUGAGAAGCCGCACAUAUGCUUCGAGUGUGGAAAGUGCUUUGCCAAGAUGUCCCUUUUUAUCGUCCAUCAGAGAAAACACACUGGCGAGAAACCUUUUGUGUGUUCCGAAUGCGGGAAACGUUUCACACUGAAGUCAGUUCAGCACCGACAUGAGAAGAUCCACCAAGGGGAGCGGCCUUUCCCCUGCAUCCAGUGCAAUAAGAGGUUCAGCAGGAAGACCCAUCUUACCAGACACCAGAGGACACACCGCAAUUAA
This is a messenger RNA of Staurois parvus, 1194 nucleotides long. NCBI's taxonomy places the organism in Eukaryota, Metazoa, Chordata, Amphibia, Anura, Ranidae. The record is from the annotation of a GenBank genome assembly.